Contarinia nasturtii (swede midge) is the source of this 15120-nucleotide messenger RNA. RefSeq lists its product as uncharacterized. The transcript has 33 exons. The record is from RefSeq and is a predicted model, not a curated record. Gene Ontology annotation, biological process: dense core granule priming; presynaptic dense core vesicle exocytosis; synaptic transmission, glutamatergic. Gene Ontology annotation, molecular function: phospholipid binding; calcium ion binding; diacylglycerol binding. Lineage: Eukaryota; Metazoa; Arthropoda; Insecta; Diptera; Cecidomyiidae. Bases 137 to 10747 code for a protein of 3536 amino acids. Gene Ontology annotation, cellular component: synaptic vesicle membrane; plasma membrane; neuromuscular junction.
AAAAAAAAACUUAGAACAAAAAUUAUCAAAUUACGUGCGUGCUUUAUAAAGCCAAAGAGAAAUAUACAACGAGUGAAUGUGUUCGAAUAUUGUUCUACGAAUUAUUUAAAAAUAUGUGUGCAAUUUAAAAAAAACUAUGGAAUCGCAACAACAACAACAACAACAACAACAAAAAAAUCAUAAUUCGUUAUCACCCGAUGUAAAUCGUUCGUGUGAGAAAAAUCAUCGUGGAAAUGGUUUGGCUUCAGCUGAGUUUUUGUCCGAUGAUGAUAACUCGGAACAUAAUAUUGACAAUAUGAGCUAUAGCCAAGAACAAAUUCGUUCGAUGAAUCAGCAAUUAGUUCAAUUGAAUCCGGGUCUAUCAUAUCAACAACAAAUACAAGGCAAUUUACCAGAUCAAGGAAAGUUGCAGAAGAAUGCAGCAAAGCUUUUUCUCAAUGGACAUAAUAUAACAAAAGAUAUCGUAAUGGAAGACAGUGAACAACAAUUGUGCAGUAUGUAUCCGUCACAGCAGCAUUCUGACUACAUUAUAGCUGAUUAUAUGGAUAAAAUUGCAACACGUAUCAAUAUACUUGAAACUGAAUUAAAAUUUGCUUGGAGUGCUCUAGACCUUCUUUCAAGUGAGUAUGGUAAAAUGUGGACACGAUUAGAAAAAUUGGAAAACAUAUCGAUUGAACAAAAGUCUGUGGUGGCAAAUUUGAUGGGUUUAUAUGGGGCAACUAGUUUGAAUGGAAAUCGCACAGCGACAUUUCCAACAGCCCGCGAAUUUACUGAGAUGAUGGGAGAUUUACGAAAUGAAGCUCUUGGCGAUUAUGAUACAGUUGACGGAAAUGCACCAAAUUAUGAUUUUGAGCGCAGUCAAACACUUUUUGAUGAUACUAAAACCGGUAUGGAUAGUGCAAUGGCAGCCAGUCGUAUAAGUGUAGAUAUCCGCCAAUUGCAAGAACAGCAAAAGAAAAUUGAACAAAAUAUUCAAAACAACGAGCGAUUAUUCGAUGAACUUAAUGCUUUAUCAUAUUCAUCUAAUCCAAAUAAUCAACCGAUAUUGGAUGCUAAAAUGACUGACACCACAAACUCGCAUUCGUUGCGUGAACUGUUAGGUAGCGACUGUAUAAAAGAUGGACUGGAAGAAGGAAUUGAUUUGAUGCAACGAGAACGAUUAAAGCAACAAUAUGGUGAUCAAAAUGCAACCAAUUGGUAUAUGUUUCGGAACUUAAUGCAGAAUGAAACUCAAAACAAACGUACGGAUGCGGAUUUUUUUCGGUCGGGCGAAAUAAAUCGGGACCUGUAUAGCAAUCCAAUUCAAUCCAAUGCACCGAAUAUAUUCGACGAUCUGGUGUGGCUAGAGCAGCAACAGCAACAAAAUAAACUACUGAGUAUUGGAAGCGAUGGAAAUAUUAUUGAAAUAUUGUUACCCACAGAGAAUGUGUAUGGCGAACAAGCGACUGGCAUUUCGAGGCCGGUAUCGUCAUUGGGUAUGAUUUAUGAAGAUAAUGAAGAACAAGAAAAUGAACAUCAGAGCUCUGCUUCUGAAGUUGAUGAGAUGCGACUCUAUGCCAAUGAUCAGAAAAAGGAUUUAUCACAAUCACCGUUAAGUGAUGCGAUAAACAAGGAAAGCGUCAAUAUGAAGAAUCAAGGAAGAAAAGCUAAAAAGAAAAAAUCACAUCGAAAGCAUGAAUUAGAUGGUGCUCAAAAUUUUACAAGUACAUUGAGUGAAGAGAAAACUCCAACAUCACCAGUAAAAAUGACAAAAGAAGAAACAAUCACAUUCAUUAUAGACGAAAUUUCAAAAAUCGAAGAUCUUUCACUUUUCUCAUUGGUUCAAAUGAAUAGUGUAAAAGAUUUAAUCGGUAAUGAAUUUACAUUUUUCAACAAAAUUAAUCAAAACAACAAACAUUUGCUACUCAUUCUAUUAAAUCCAAUUACAUCAUCGGACAUGUAUGAAAAUACACAGCAAAAAUGCGACCAGAUAAUGCAAAAAUUGCGCAAAAAUAUGGGAAUUUUGCAUACAAUGUUGGAUAAUAAAAAUGACUUAAGCGAUAUUAAACCGAACGAAGCAAUCGAUAUUGAUGAAAUUUUGGAAACAUCUAGUAGCAUCAUUGAUGAUGACAGCCGAAGCGAAAAACGUUCCACCACUGAUCUUCCAAAAUUACUACUGUCCAAACGUUAUGAUCCACUCUCAUCAAAAAACGAUGACAUUUAUAGUCAUAGUCGGAACUUAAUUCGCGAUAAUUUUAGCUUAAACGAACAACUUAAAUUACUGGACAACAAAGAAAGCGAAAUAAUAUGCAAGAAAUCAAUUAAAUCAAUUACCGAAGAGCUAGUAGCAAAUGAACGAAAGAAUUUACUUGACAAUUUUGAUGAAAAUGCGAUAAUAUGCGGAGCAAAUCGCACACAAUCUCUCUGUCAUUUAUCAUCAAUUCGAAAUGAUUCGUAUCAAUAUUCCAGCAAUAGCAGUAUUUACAGCAAUGAUGAAUAUAUAAAAUCAUUGAAAAAGAGUCUGGAAAGACAUAAUUCAAUGUUAUUCUUAUUGCAUCUUCAAAACUCAAAUUACCAAAGCAGCAACGAUAUUCGCACUGAUGCAAAAGAUACGCCAGCAGGAUUAAAAAUGAUCGAUGAUGAAAUUUUAAAUAAUGGUGGACAAAGCAGUCCACCACCACCAGCACCGAAUGGUGAAAACUCAACUGAAAUCUUUCCACAAAACAAAACCAUUCAACAAAGACAAAUCCAAGAUGCAUCUUGGAAUCCAUUUUAUACACCAUCUAUUCAGCAACAAGAACCACAACCAUCAUCAAUGAAUCCAUUUCAUGCGGAUCUUAUGAAACAACAGUUGCAAUCGCAAUGUGAUAGCAAAAAGGUGGAACCUCAACACCAAUCGCAAAACUAUUUAUCUUCUACUGGAUUAUGUAUCAACAUGGAGUUAUCGCCGAAGAAAACAAAAAGCGACUCAGGUCUAUCGUCUAUGAGUGGUUUUUCAAGUUUGGAAAAAUCGCCAAAUUCACCAUGUCACAAGCCACGUAUACCUAGUGCACAAGCAAAUCUACAACCUCAUUUUCAAACACAACCACCAUUAUAUGCAAUACCAUAUAAUAAUGAAACAAAAGGCACAGAUAAUGCUGACAAAGUUGAUUACAUUUUCAGCGAGGAGAAUUUAAAUUACAUUCGCGAACUAUCAAAAAACGUACCGAUAUGUUCAGUUUUUGAGAAUAAAUCAAUUUUUAACGUUGAUCAGUCGCGAAUGGCACACGCACAAAAUUUUUCGUACGAUCAAUCAACUCAACCUCUGCCCCUGGCGCCUAUUAAUAUGACAUACUAUAAGGUGCCCGAUAACAUUUCUUAUGAAUUUCCGCAAUCUGACAAUGAUUUAACUUCAAUUCAAAAUCAACGAAAGAUCUAUCAAGAUAUGCGUAUUCGUUCAAUGACCGGUUCAGUAUCAAGUUUAGCUGCAUCAGUUAAGUCACAAAAUAGAGUCACCGAUGACGAAAGUUCCCAACCGAAACAAAAACACAAAAAUCUUACCGACCGUUUAGUAUUUUAUCCUUCAUCAAAUAAUAUGGCUGAUUAUAAUAGCAGCAUGAAUUUGAACUAUAUGGGAUAUACUAAAGAUGGCCCGGAACCAGAACAGCAACCACAAUCUCGGCAACAGUAUUAUGUACGACAAGCAUCUCCAGGUGAACAUCGAAAGCAGCAACAGCUACACCAAGAACAACUACAACAAAAACAACAACAGCAAAAGCAACAGCAUGAUGCGCACAUGCACCAAGAGGAUAUUGGUGAUGUAAGAACUUAUAUGAGAAGUUCAUCGGUGCCUGCCCGAACUGUAUACUAUCCUGAAUAUGGGGAACAUUCUGAUGGCAGCAAUCGAUACAUAGCAAAUCAACAAGGAUACGUUUCGAUAUCAUCUCAACCAAUGCAACACUAUGUUCAAGUUGCAUAUCAAAAUGAUCAGCAUCCUGUAGUCGAUAAAAAAGAUCCAACAAUCGCUGGUAAUCAUAAGUAUUUAAAUAAAUUCUCUCAAUGGAUACCAGAAAAUUUGAAAUUGAAAAGAAUUUCAAAACGCUACAGAAGUCAUUCGUUACCAGCCGUUGCUGAUACCGAUGAUGAUUCAAUUAUACAACAGCUACCAAAAGUUAAGGGAAUGCCCAAUUUUCAACAAAACAAACGGCACUAUGGUAAACCACAAAAAGAUCCAAACACCAAAUCAACAAUGUUUAAAUCUCCAAUUAAAUCUGGUCGAUCGUUUUUACAACGAAAAAGUCUAUCGCUUUCCACUCCAUUGGCUCGGGAUGAAAAUAAUAGUAGCAAAAAGAAAAGAAGAUCAAUUACAUCGACAAUGACAAAUCUUAUGCAAAAAGCAAACGUUUAUCGACGUCACAGUUUUUCACACUCAUCACUAUCUAAUGAAUAUACAAAAUUGGGAGACGCACGACAAAUGGGCCAUAAUCAAAUUCAAACAGCUGGCAGUUCUUCUUCAAAAUUUUUGAUUUCGAAAACAACCAGUCAGACGUAUAGUCAAUCGGACCCUGAAUCAGUUUAUUCCGAUUUUCUAUCUGAUAAUGAAGAAAAAAGUGCAAGCGAUACCGGUGACCGUGAUAUAAGUAAUGCUACCAACAUAUUCGCCACUAUGGAUGAGUCUGCUGUACAUCAACGUUCAGAGAGCAAAGAACACGAUCAAGUGUUCCAAACGAUAGGGGAAAUAAAACAUUCAACAGCUCCAACAUCUGGAGUUUCAAAUAUAUCGUCCCAUUCUCAACAAAAUCAUAGUGGAAGUGAAUUAAGCAGUUCAAGCACAAAUGGUGACAAGGCAACACCAUCCGAUCCAAAUGCGAAUCAUGAAUCAAAUGACAAAUUCAUAUUUUCGAGUACCAGUAUGGAAUUUGCAGUGAGUCGAAAAAUUGCAAAAUAUCGACAAAAGAAUGUGAGUUCGGAUGAUAUAAACGGACAAAAGCAUCUCAGUGAUGGCAAAAAUAAUUUAACUGGCAGUAGUAGCGGUGGCAGUGGUGCAGACGGAGCCGACGAAGAUAUCAAUUUCAAUAAAAGUCCGUCGGAUGCAUCUUAUUCAAAUAAUUUAAAAGAUAUGAAUAAUGGAGCACAACGAUUGUAUCAGCAACAACAACAACAGCAGCAGCAACAAACAUCAUUACCAUCGUCAUUAAAACAGUAUUCAAACAGUAAUCAGAAGCAUUUGAAAAAGACAAAUUCAAUAUUUGUCGAGGAUGAAUUCUUCGGCGACCGUCAAAAUGACAACAACAAUAAGAAACAUUUACCAACAAUUGUGAUGCAACCAUACCAACAACAAUCGAAAUCAAGUUCGUUCUUACUUUCUGCCGAUCGAAGUAAUCAAGCAAGCAAUUUAGACAUACCGUCACGCGAUGACGAAGAUAAUAAAAGCCAACAUUCCGCUCGAACAAUGUCGUCCUCACGACGCCAAAGUACUGAGGACAGCAUCGAUACGGAUGAUGAAUACUUCUGCUAUGAAUUGAGAAAGCUUGAAGAAAUGGAACGUCGCAGUCAGUUGGAGAGCUCGAAUUUGAGUAGUAACGUCAACGAGGAUAUACAACAAUCGUUACUCUCAAAAAUUGACGCAUUAAAUACAGGCACCGACAUUUGUAAUGUAGGUAUCACUGAGUAUAACCAAGGUGGUGAUGAUGAUAUGAUGCUUAUGUAUUACAAUACCGAGGCCGAUAAGUAUCAGCCGGAUGAAGAAGUAAAAGUAAAAAUGUCAUUUGUGCUAAGUGAAUUGAAAUUAUUGGUACAAUCUGGUGAACAUAAAAACGAUCGUGGAAAUGCAUAUCAGAAUUUUGGUCGUGUAAUUGACUCUUCGUGGCAGCACCAGCCGCAAACAAAGCCACAAAUUAAAGAAAAAUCUGAACAAAAUUUGACUAGACAUAUUCAAGCGGUCAAUAGAAUGAAGACCAAUCGUGGACAGCUCGAUAAAACAAAUACAUCUGAGGAAUUUGAUAAUGAUUUCAUGAAUGAACUGAAUCAAUUUGAAUUUGAAAUUAACAAUGAACGACAACGAAGACAUUCACAACAACGAAAUCAAUACAAUGGCGAUCAAAGUGGUCGUUCAAAUGGAGCAAUAACCGGAAAAAAGGUGAUGCGAAAAAAACGACACACCAAACAAAGAACUGAUGAAGAUAACGUUCGCAAAGGUCACUUUCGUGCAAGUAAUAAAUCAAUAAAAACCAAAAAAGAUGAACCCAAAGACGAAUACUCAUCGAGUCCAUACUCAUCCGAAGUUGAAACAUCGGAACCGGAGAGUCUUGAUGAGGAUGAUAUCCAGUCUAAUGAAAUCGAUAAAUCAUUACAGCAACAACAAUACCAACCAGAAACAUUUGACGCUAAUUCAAAAAACGGGCAUUUCGUUGAGGCCACCAAAAUGUUGGUUAAAUCGGAGCAGUAUAGCCAACAAAAUAAACAACGAUAUUAUCCAAUCAACGAACAAUUUGACGAAGGGAUUAGCAAUGAUGGUGGCCGCAUUGUGAGUGAUAUCGAUGCAAAUUUUGAUGCUCCUAGACAAGAUAUGUUUGACGCGGAAAAAAGUUCAAUACAAAAUGUUGACACAGAAAUUGGUUCACCACCAACUACCGAACAAACAACAACAACAUUCCAUAAAGGAGAGAGUUUAACAAGCGAAAUGAGCACAGACGCGAUUUACGAUGAUACAUCGAUCGCAAAAGAGCACCAAAGAUCAAUUGAAUCAAACAGCAGCGAAACAUCAACAUUCAAAUCGAAAUUGAACAAAGUGCUAAGCCAUGAAUCUAGCCAAGACAGUACAAAUGGCGGUUUCGGCAGUAGUAAAUGGAAAUUGUUAAAAACACUUAAAGAAAAGCGGAUUGAAGAGAAAAACAAUCAAGAAAAGAUUAAAGAAGAAGAGAGUGCGAACAAGAAUAAGAGUAGUAAUGGAACUGGCGCAAGUGAUUCAACUGGUCGCGGUACUGGACAUCCUAGCGAUAAUCCAUUUUACAGUAAUAUCGACAGUAUGCCUGAUAUUCGACCAAGAAGAAAAUCUAUUCCCCUUGUAUCAGAACUGGUACUCAAGACAAUGGCAGCAACAAAACGCAACGCAGGUUUAACAUCAGCUGUUCCGCGGGCAACUCUUAAUGAUGAAGAACUGAAAAUGCAUGUGUAUAAAAAAUCAUUGCAAGCACUUAUAUAUCCAAUAUCAUCUACGACACCACAUAAUUUCGUGCUGUGGACAGCAACAUCGCCAACAUACUGCUACGAAUGUGAAGGUCUGCUUUGGGGUAUUGCAAGGCAAGGUGUUAGAUGCACUGAAUGCGGAGUUAAAUGCCAUGAAAAAUGCAAAGAUCUAUUGAAUGCAGACUGCUUACAAAGUAUGCUUUUAAGAGCCGCGGAAAAAAGCUCAAAACAUGGUGCAGAAGAUAAAGCAAACUCAAUCAUAACGGCAAUGCGAGAGCGUAUGAAACAACGGGAACAGGAAAAACCAGACAUUUUUGAAUUGAUAAGGGCUGUUUUUAGUGUUGAAGAGAAAAGUCAUUCAGGCCAUAUGAAAGCGGUUAAGCAAAGUGUUUUGGAUGGCACGAGUAAAUGGUCGGCGAAAAUUGCAAUUACAGUAAUUUGUGCGCAAGGAUUAAUAGCGAAAGAUAAAAGUGGAACAAGUGAUCCAUACGUAACGGUACAAGUUGGUAAAGUAAAGAAACGCACACGAACAAUGCCUCAGGAAUUAAAUCCAGUUUGGAAUGAAAAAUUUCAUUUCGAGUGCCAUAAUUCAUCGGAUCGAAUAAAGGUUCGAGUAUGGGAUGAGGAUAAUGACUUGAAAUCAAAGCUGCGACAAAAGUUAACAAGAGAAUCAGAUGACUUCUUAGGCCAAACGAUUAUUGAAGUGCGUACUCUUUCAGGCGAAAUGGAUGUAUGGUAUAAUUUAGAAAAGCGUACGGAUAAAUCCGCCGUUUCGGGUGCUAUCCGAUUGCACAUUAGCGUGGAAAUUAAGGGCGAAGAAAAGGUUGCACCAUAUCAUGUGCAGUACACUUGUUUACAUGAAAAUUUAUUUCAUUAUUUAUGCGAGGAACAUAGUGGAAUGGUUAAAUUGCCGACAUCUGAGGAUGAUGAAGCAUGGAAAAUUUAUUUCGAAGAAAUACCGGAAGAAAUUGUUGACGAAUUUGCAAUGCGAUACGGAAUUGAAAAUAUUUAUCAAGCUAUGACACAUUUUCAUUGUUUAUCAACAAAAUAUCUUUGUCCGGGCGUUCCGGCUGUUAUGAGCACACUAUUGGCUAAUAUUAAUGCAUAUUAUGCUCAUACAACUGCAACAACUGCUGUGUCAGCAUCUGAUCGCUUUGCUGCCAGUAAUUUUGGUAAAGAUAAAUUUGUUAAACUAUUGGACCAAUUACACAAUUCCCUACGCAUUGAUUUGUCGAUGUACCGGAAUAAUUUCCCAGCAUCGAGUCCAGAAAAACUUAUGGACUUAAAAUCCACCGUUGAUUUGCUAACAAGUAUCACAUUUUUUCGCAUGAAAGUACAAGAACUGUCGAGUCCGCCUCGUGCGAGCACAGUCGUUAAGGAUUGCGUAAAGGCCUGUCUUAGAUCCACCUAUCAAUUCCUGUUCGAAAACUGUUAUGAACUCUAUAAUCGGAAUUUUCAGGAGGAUCCAAACGAGGCUAAACGCGAUCCUGACGAUCACGGUCCCAAAUUGGAUAGCGUUGAUUUUUGGCAUAAGCUAAUAGCACUUAUAGCUUCAGUUACUGAAGAGGACAUUAAUAGUUAUAGUACUGUCCUCAAUCAGUUCCCUCAAGAACUGAACAUUGGCCAGUUGUCUGCUGCACAAAUGUGGAGUCUCUUUGCUGUCGAUAUGAAAUAUGCGUUAGAAGAACAUGAGCAACAUCGCUUGUGUCCAUCUUCUGCCUAUAUGAAUCUUCACUUCAAGGUAAAAUAUCAUUAUAAAACAUACGUCAAGGACGUGCCACCAUAUAAGGGAGCGGUUCCAGAAUAUCCGGCUUGGUUUGAACCGUUUGUUAUGCAGUGGCUUAACGAGAAUGAUGAUGUUUCAUUAGAAUAUUUACAUGGAGCCUUCAAUCGAGAUAAAAAGGAUGGCUUUCAAAAGAGCUCAGAACAUUCGUUGUUCUCGAAUUCGGUUGUUGAUGUGUUUACACAAUUAACGCAAUGUUUCAAAGUUGUCAGUAAAUUAGAAUGUCCCGAUCCGGAAAUUCUAAAGCGAUAUAUGAGACGGUUUGCUAAGACAAUAGUCAAGGUGCUAAUAGCUUAUGCAGAUAUUGUGAAGAAAGACUUUCCAGAACACUUAAAAGACGAACGUGUCGCCUGCAUCCUAAUGAAUAAUAUCCAACAGUUACGGGUACAACUAGAGAAAAUGUUUGAAUCAAUGGGUGGUAGUGAAUUGGAAGUAGAUGCAGCUAACAUACUUAAUGACUUACAACAAAACCUCAAUACAGCCCUCGACGAGCUUGCGUCACAGUUUGCUGAUAGUUUACAGCCCCGUAUCAUACAAAGUGUUCGUGAACUUGGCGAUUUAUUACAGAAUAUUAAGGGUAGCAGUAAUUUGAAUAACUCCAAUCAGGCAGCUCCACGUAAUCAGGCAGUUGCUAUGGAAGCUGAUGAGGUAUUGCGUCCAUUGAUGGACCUUCUUGAUGGAUCGUUAUCACUUUAUGCUCAAUCUUGUGAGAAGACUGUGCUCAAACGUUUACUUAAGGAACUAUGGAAAAUUGUGAUGCGAAUUUUAGAAAAGACAAUCGUUUUGCCACCAAUGACUGACCGAACGAUGAUGUUCAAAAAUUUAACGGACAAUGCCAAGAAUAUAGCUGCAAAUGCAAAGAUCGAGGAUAUGUCACGAAUUUUCAAAAAUCAUAUGGCUGGUAGUAGAGAUGUGAAAAUGACACUAAGUGGUGUAAUGGAUAUAUCAAAAGAGGUGGAAAAAAAUUUAUCGCCAAAACAAUGUGCCGUUCUCGAUGUGGCUUUGGAUACAAUUAAACAGUACUUCCAUGCUGGUGGUAACGGCUUGAGAAAAAAUUUCCUCGAAAAAUCACCGGAACUACAAAGCUUACGUUACGCUCUCAGUCUGUAUACACAAACCACCGAUCACUUAAUAAAAAUAUUCAUUACAAGCCAAGUACAUGAAGCCAAACACCGGAGCUUUGUUAUUGAUGAUGAAGUCGAUGGCGAUAUGGAUCUAAAUUUGGAGGAACCAUUAAAGGCGAAGUUAAAGCAAAUGCCUAGCCGACAAGAUUCACAAAAUCCAGACGAAAGCGUUGGUGAAAUCUCAGUUCAAAUUGAUCUAUUCACACAUCCGGGCACAGGUGAACAUAAAGUCACUGUUAAAGUUGUUGCCGCCAACGAUUUGAAAUGGGUUAUUCAAUCGGGAAUGUUCCGACCGUUUGUUGAAAUCAAUUUGAUUGGUCCCCAUUUGCAAGAGAAAAAACGGAAACACGCAACCAAAUCAAAAUCAAACAAUUGGUCACCCAAAUUCAGUGAAACAUUCCACUUCAUGAUUGGUAAUGAGGAACAGUUGGACUUUUUUGAACUUCAUAUUUGCGUUAAAGAUUAUUGUUUUGCACGCGACGAUCGCUUAGUUGGUGUUGCCGUCCUACAGCUUAAAGACAUUGUUGAGCAGGGAUCGUGUGCACGUUGGUUGUCAUUAGCAAAACGUAUUCAAAUGGAUGAAACUGGCUGGACGAUACUGCGCAUCCUAUCACAACGUAAUAACGAUGAAGUGGCAAAAGAGUUUGUGAAACUGAAAUCAGAAAUCCGUCAGGAACCUCCACCAAAUCCAUAAAGAAACAUGAUCCGAAUUACGUCUGUAGAAAAAAAAAAUCGUUUUGUUUUGUUAUUUUUGGUUCUUUCUUAUGGACGAAAACGAUAUAAUUACGAUAAUGAAAAAGAAAAGAAGAAAUAUGACAAAUCUGAUGCCGUCAGCAUACUUCGAUGGAUAGCCGCAAGUGUGUACUGACUUUUCUCUAAUUUAAAAGAGUUUUGUCUCUAAAAAAAUCUCAACUAGAUUUUACAAUCAACCAAAUUGAACGCUGUUUAAUUUCUUAGAUUUUUUUUCUAGGGAAAACAUAUAAAAAACAAACAUAUAUACGAAAGAAUUUUUUCAAAUCUUAAAACUACAAAUUAUGUUAUCGCGAGAAAAAAAACAUCCAAAUAUUGUUGACAUAGAUGUUUGCUACUCAGAUAUAACUCAAAUUGUAAAUAUAUUUAUCGGAUGAGUACAAAUAUCGUAUAUUUCUAAAUCGAUAGUUCCCCCGUGUAUCAUUAAUUAUGUAAAACAUAAUUUUAUUUUUAUUUUUUAUUAUACUAUAGUCCCAAUCAACAAUUUUUAAUGCAAAAUCAUCCACUAUCUGGUCACAGGUUCACGGUUCAUUUUAGUGGCCGAUUUGUGUGUAUUUUCAAUGUCAUAAUGGAAGGUUAAAGAAGAUAAAAUUACGAUUUUGUAGCUGACAUUUUUGUGUGAUGCGUCACUCAAAUAAAACUCUCAUUUCAAUAUGAAAGUUUUUUCUUUGAAAGAAAUAUUAACGAGUCAACAUUCAUUUAUUCGAUCGUAAAUUUUUUCGGCAUAAGAACUAUUUUUCUAUGAUUAUUUUGGUUUAAAAUUCCUUAACCCUCCUAGGUAUAGAGUGAAAAAAAAACUUGAACGGAUAGAGUCGGUCCAUUGGGACCGCCCAUACAAAAUGUAUGAAAAGUCUAUGAAAUGAACAAAAUUAUAUUUCUUUUUUUGUUGAAAUUUUCAUUAUAAUUUUUUUUAAAUGGGAAAAAAAGUUGAAAAUAAAUAAUUUAUGACAAAAUUAAUUGGAAUCUGAUGAUGCAGUUCAUACGGACGCUUUUUGGUGCAGUUCGUACACAUCGCAAUUUUUUCGGAAUGUUCACCACAAACAUUUUUCAUACAUUUGCUGCACUGUGUUCGCGUCUUUCCAUUGAUUUUAGUGGGACAUAAAUGACAUACACUUUUUUUAUCUUGUUUGGUUUGCUUUGUUGAAGUUGACGGUGCUGUUGAACUGUGCUCAGUACAGCUCGAUGCGCUUUAUUAAAUCCAUAAGUAGAUCUGCGUGCUAUUUGAUCAUACACCAAUGCUUCUGAUAAUUCGAUCAAAAAUUUCUUGCGUUGAAAUGAAUAUCGAUCUCGUGUAAUUCCAUGUUUUGCAUUAUAAACAAUGAACGCAGCGAGUCCAAAAUGUGGAGUCCAUAUACAUUGAUCAAGUUCAUGAAGAAAGGCCAACGAUUUCUGCCUCGUUGACAUGAAUAGCUAUGACACAGUUUAUCUGAAUGAUCAACGCCACCUUUUGUGCUGUUAUAAAAUGUAUUGAUUACAUCUUCAGAACCCACACUUUUGAUCGACAGCGAACGAAUCAUGUUUGUGUUUCUUAGCUUAUAUACACAUAUACACAAAUUCUUUCUUUUUUAUUCUUUGCUACAUUGCUGAAUCUACUCUAUAUACACCGUUUUAUAACGCAAAAUUCAGAAUGUGCACUGUUGACAGUUUUGAAUUGUUUUAUUUUUUACUGUUUAUAUGAGAUUUUCAUGCAUUUUGUAUGGGCGGUCCAAUGGACCGCCACUAUACGUUCUAGGUGAGAUUUGGUUUUAUCAAAUGUCCACAACAUAUACAAUUAUUUUAUGAUAGAAACAGUAUGCACAUGAAUUAUAAUUUUCUGUACGAAUAAUCUGCCCGAGAAAUUUUGAAUUUUUUUAAUUUACUUCGAUUUUUAUUCAAUUUUUUCCGCCUCUAUACCUAGGAGGGUUAAAAAAAUAAUCGAAAUUCAAAAAAUUGCAUAGUUUACUAAAAAAAUGCUAUUGACAAAAUUGGAGAACAAUCGAAUCCAUUGUUUAAACUGCUAUAAAAUUGCUAUAAACGAAGAGAGAGAUAAUUUUUUUGUCAAAUUUCUGUUUUCGCGUACAUCUGUGUUUAUAAUUAACCCUAAAACCGUCCUUCUGCAAUCCACCUUAAUCCCGUCUUUGGGGGCACUCAGUGCCCGUAGUGUAUUUUGUAUGAAAAAAUUAAAAAAAUUGAAAUUUUUUUUGGAAUUUUUUCGAUAUUUCGAGAAAUCUUGUGUCUAAUCGUAAACUAAAGACAUAAAUGUGCGCAUCGGGUCGGCAGCUACGUUUUGUAUAUUGUGCUGACAAAAUAAGUUAAUAUUGGCUGAACAAAUUUUUACUAAAUUGUAUCACUUCGUCUUGGGGGCACUCAGUGCCCGUUAGUGUAUUUUGUAUGAAAAAAUGGAAAUUUUUCAAUUUUUUAUUUUGAAUUUUCUCGAUAUUUUGAGAAAUAUUGUGUCAUUUCGUAAACUAAAGACAUAAAUGUACGCAGCAGAUCGGCAGCUACGUUUUGUAUACUGUGCUGACAAAAUAUAAUAAAUAUUGGCUGAACAAAUUUUUGCGAUACCGAUGAAUUCGACCAGUUUCAUUUUCAAAAUGGCAUUUUACACUGUUCGCCUUUAAGUUUUCUCUGUUAAAUUUAUCUGAGUAUGGAAAUUCACAUAUAAAUGAAUUGAACACGAGACAUGUUUGUUGUGUAUAUGUACAAGUAAAUCGAAGCCUUUCAAUGCAAAACACAAUUUCGACAGAAUUUGUUUAUAAUAAAUUAUUAUUCUUAUUUGAAUGUCACACGGAACACCGAACAACGUAACAAGUGUAUAUAUGUUUGUAUAUGAGAACAAUCGAUUCAUUCGUGCACAAACAUUUUUUACAAUUCAGCAAUUUUCCCAUACAAAAUAUAUGAAAAUAUACGUCGGGCACUGAGUGCCCCAAAGACGAAAUGACCAUCUUUUUUUUGCCGGCCAUUUUUUCGAAAACCAUGGCGUGAAUAGAUGCAUAUUAUAUAUUUUUGAGUAGGAACAGAGGCCAACAACACGAAAAAAAUCGGGGUUUGGUGAUGUUUUAUGAAAAAAAAUGGUUUAAUUUUAGUUUGAAAUUUUGCUCGGGCACUGAGUGCCCGAUGGACGGUUUUAGGGUUAAACAACUGCUUAAUUUUCACUUGUCAAAUGACCGGCAAAUGAAAGCCUGAACCCUGCUGAAUAUAUUUUAAUUGAUAAAUAGAAUCAUUUGUUUUCAAUUAUUGUAUAUAUUUUGGACAAUAAUUUAUACACCCUGCCUAAAGGCAGGGCUAUGCACUAGAGGGUUAAACUAAUAACUCAUCAUGCUAAUUCUCUGAACACAAUUCCAUGAAAAAAAAAAGUUAGAUUGUAUCAGCAUGCACAUCCAUUCCAUAGAACUACGAAAAGAAUAUUCGAAAUUCUUGUUUCGAUUAUGAAAUUAAAAAAUGUUGGAAAUUACACAUUUAAUCUACGUUCCAUACUCAGAAAUUGAACAGUGUAAACACAAAUGUUUGUUGUGUGAAACGUCGAAUUACCCACACUACAAUAACAAUGAUGUGAAUUCGACAUUUUACACUGUGUGUGUAUAACGUCAGUGCAAACCGUCAUUUUACACUUUGAUUUUGUAAGUUCAGUGUAAAAUGAUUUUUCGUAAAAAAAACUAUUUUUUUCAAAUGAUAAUUUUUUUUUCAUGUUUUUAUUUUAUUGUUAAAUAUUCAAUGAAAGAUUUAAAAUAUAAUUUGAUUUGAAAUUGAUGUGAUUUAUAGUGAUAUUUUGCUCUAAAAAAAGUUUACCGGUGUGUUGUAAAAACAUAAAAAAAUCCGUAUCUCACGCUCAUAUUUGCGAUAAUUUUUAUUUGUUUUUCAUCAUUUAAUCGAUUUUGCAUAUUGAAAGAGCCAGAAGAAGUGAUAUAAUUAAGUUUCAAGCGAAGAACGAAAUGAUUAAAGUGUUGUUUUUGUGUAUGAAAAUGUGCGACGGUUCAUUCAGACGUCUUUGUUGUGUGUUCAAAUAAACAUAAGUUGAGAUUGAAAAAAAACUGUUAGUGAAACGUCAGUGUAAAUGGGCGAAAUACACAACAAACAUUUGUGUUUACACUGUUCAAUUUCUCUGAGUAUGACACGAAAAUAAUCACUGAACUGAGCCAGAGCGUUAAAUUUUUUAACGUUAACAUGGAUAAAAAAAAACGUUACAUAUUUGCUUCAUGCAAUAUAUUAUUGGACGGUUUUUGUUGUUUUGAAAUUCAGAGUUUAUUGUUGCCUUUAAAAAAUUUAACAAGGAUAACUGGUCAAAAGAAUUUCACAGGAAAAAAAAACAUAAAAAAUUGAAUGACUAUUCUAUAUCUG